Anopheles merus is the source of this 793-nucleotide messenger RNA. Its product is annotated as cytadherence high molecular weight protein 3-like. The coding region runs from base 23 to 787 and encodes 254 amino acids. Lineage: Eukaryota; Metazoa; Arthropoda; Insecta; Diptera; Culicidae. The transcript is spliced from 2 exons. The record is from RefSeq and is a predicted model, not a curated record.
CGUAUCAUCACAAUCACUGAAAAUGAAGGUUUUCGUCGUACUUGUCCUAGCAAUCACCGUGGUGAAAGGUGUAGUGCCCGAUAAAUCGAGCGAAGAUCAUGGAGGAUCGUAUGAGCAGAAAUAUUCCCAGCAGCAAACGCAUGACGACAAGUAUCCUCAGCAACAACCGUUCGACCAGAAGCAUCUCCAAGAGCCAUUGUAUGACCAGAAGUAUUCGCAGCAGCAUUCGUAUGAGGAAAAUUAUGCUCAGCAGCAGUCGUACGAUCAGAAGCAUCCCCAAGAGCCAUUGUAUGACCAGAAGUAUUCGCAGCAGCAAUCGUAUGAGGAAAAUUAUCACCAACAGCAGUCGUAUGAAGCUUACAACUACGGACAGCAGCAUAGCGACGGAAACUACGUAGACUAUGGAGAGCAUGACGAACAUCAGAUCAAAAAGGUACCUGUUCCUUAUCAUGUUGAAGUGCCAAAACAUGUUCCCGUGGAGGUGAAGGUCCCUUACCCGGUUGAGGUUGAGAAGAAGGUUCCGAUCGUCGUUGAGAAGCAGGUUCCAGUAUACGUGGAGAAGAAGGUCCCUGUUCAGGUGGAUCGGCCAUAUCCCGUGGAAGUGAAGGUCCCAGUCCAUGUCCCGGUGUACCAGAAGGAGUAUGUCGAGGUCCCGAAGCCGUACACCGUGCAUGUAGAUAAGCCUUACCCGGUAUAUGUGAAGCAGCCCAUCUACAUUGAGAAGCCGGUACCAUUCACUGUUCUCAUCAAGAAAGAACAAAAGAAACCAUUCUGGUGGCUUUUUUAGAUAAGU